This is a messenger RNA of Drosophila ananassae, 2383 nucleotides long. It is a transcript of the gene Gycalpha99B, whose product is annotated as head-specific guanylate cyclase. Gene Ontology annotation, cellular component: guanylate cyclase complex, soluble. Gene Ontology annotation, molecular function: guanylate cyclase activity; heme binding. The coding region runs from base 186 to 2216 and encodes 676 amino acids. The record is from RefSeq and is a predicted model, not a curated record. Lineage: Eukaryota; Metazoa; Arthropoda; Insecta; Diptera; Drosophilidae. Gene Ontology annotation, biological process: cGMP biosynthetic process; response to oxygen levels. The transcript has 5 exons.
UUGGCCAAAGUUCCCGUUCAUUCCGUUUUCAGUUGCGUGCGAAAAUCCAGCUCAGCUGUUAAAAUUUCCACAAUAAUUUCCACACAGGCCACUCACAGUUGGUGGAGCCCUAGGAAAAGUGCAGUGAAAAUAGCUAGAAGUUUUUCUUCAGCUCGCGGAGGCCCCUUUCAUAGCCAGCACGCAAUAUGGCGUGUCCUUUCUUCAGGCGAGCGGACUCGCUGACACGCCAGCCCUCGGUCAUCGCCGACCCUGGCACCCACUGGGCCCUCGAGGACGAGGAGCUCUCCGACGAUGCCCUGACCCUCACUCACCUCCAGAUGGCCAUCCAGCUCCUGACGGCUCCCUCGAACGAGGAUCUCAAUACGGCAGUCACUUCCCUGGUGGCCAAGUAUCGUCAGAAUUGGCCCAACAUACAUAAAUUAAAACUGGAUCCCCAAACCUUCAAGAGCUGCGCCAAUUAUGAUUACCUGGCCGACAUCCAGGAGUUGCUUCUGAAAAUGGAUGAGGCGAGUGCCAGCGAGAUCCUGGUGCUUUUGGGUGAGGAGUUGAUCACCUGUUGCUGCACUGGAAUCAUAGAACGGGCCUUCCGCUGUCUGGGAACCGAUCUUCAGGAGUUUUUGGGCUCACUCGAUGGAGUCUACGAUGUGCUCAAGUUGCAGGAGGACGAUGUUACCGACACUGGCUUCGUGUGUGCCGGCGAGGGUGAGCUGAUCUUCACCUCGGAGAGACCUGUAAUUGCCUGGCUGCUUUUGGGCUCCUUGAAAGCCCUCACCCGGAUGCUCUACAAGGUGGAUGUGAACAUCAAGAUCGAACCCGUAGAGGGCGAUGCUCGUCGCUAUCGAUACCUCUUCUCACUCGUCAAGGACAGCUCUCACACCAUGUUGAUGGGGCGUCCUGCUUUCGUUAGCAAGACCAUUCCAGAAACCGUACAGAGAAGCAAUUCGAGCAACGCCUCCGACUUGCAAAUGAACUCGUCGAGCUUCUGUAAGAUGUUCCCCUGGCAUUUCAUCAUGAACGAGCAGCUGGAGUUGGUGCAACUGGGCCGGGGAUUCAGCAAGCUGUACAAGCCCUAUUUGGCGGACUUUGGCUGCCAGGCGAGCACUUACUUUGAUUUUAAGAGGCCCAAGGGAUUGACCAUGAAGUUCCGGGACAUUGUGCGCCGCACUUACACCCCCUUCCUGAUUGGCUUGAACAGUCCGCCGGGCGUUACCGAUUUCCCGGCCAUCGGCUUGGAGAUCAAGGGUCAGAUGGUCCAUUGUCCGGAAUCGAAUUCCUUGCUGUUUAUGGGCUCACCCUUCCUGGAUGGGCUGGACGGGCUCACCUGCAAUGGGCUUUUCAUUUCGGACAUACCACUGCACGAUGCCACCAGGGAGGUGAUCCUGGUCGGGGAGCAGGCUCGUGCCCAGGACGGUCUUCGUCGCCGGAUGGACAAACUUAAGAGCAGCAUUGAGGAAGCCAAUUCGGCAGUAACGAAGGAGCGAAAGAAGAACGUCAGCCUGCUGCACUUGAUCUUCCCGGCGGAGAUCGCCGAAAAGCUAUGGCUGGGCUCAUCCAUCGAUGCCAAGACCUACCCGGAUGUGACAAUCCUCUUCAGCGACAUUGUCGGAUUCACGAGCAUCUGUUCGCGGGCCACGCCCUUCAUGGUGAUCAGCAUGCUGGAGGGCCUGUACAAGGACUUCGAUGAGUUCUGCGACUUCUUCGACGUCUACAAGGUGGAGACCAUUGGCGAUGCCUACUGUGUGGCCAGCGGACUGCACCGCGCCUCCAUCUACGAUGCUCACAAGGUGGCCUGGAUGGCCCUGAAGAUGAUCGAUGCCUGCUCCAAGCACAUCACUCACGACGGCGAGCAAAUCAAAAUGAGAAUCGGCCUCCACACAGGCACUGUCCUGGCCGGAGUGGUGGGCAGGAAGAUGCCCAGGUACUGCCUCUUCGGGCACAGUGUCACCAUAGCCAACAAGUUCGAGUCGGGCAGCGAGGCUCUUAAAAUCAAUGUUAGCCCAACUACCAAAGAAUGGCUGACCAAGCACGAGGGCUUCGAUUUCGACCUGCAGCCCCGCGAACCGGGCUGUCUGCCCAAGGAGUUCCCCAAUCCGGAAGGCACCGAGACCUGCUACUUCCUGGAGGGCUAUCGCAACCCGGCCCUAGACAGCAGCCUGCCCCUGGUGGAGCACAUCAAUGCAGCCAUGAAGACCAUAUCGGAGGGUGGCGAUGCCUAGGAUGUCGGGAAUCGCCCGCAAACUGAUAAUCUUCCUUAGAUCCACACGCUCAGUAGUCAGUAGUUCGGUGCACUUGUAUUGUGGUUUUGCCUGUUGCCUGCUUUUCCCAAAAAAAUAUAAGAAAAUCAAUAAACUAUCUGAUUCGAAUGGUUGCAUUCCCGCACAAA